UUGAUUGCGGGACCAGUUGAAAAGCGAAAAUGGAAUCUGCAAAGAAUGCCAUGAGCUUCAGUAUUGAGCCACUAAAAGAACCAAGAGGCUUCAUUAAGGUUUUACAGUGGAUUCUAUCAAUAUUUGCUUUUGCAACAACUGUUAGUUUGGAUGAGAGAAUUGGUUUUCAUGCUGUCUGUAAUAAUGGAACACAUAAUACAACCACCGCAACUGAAAGAAUUCAGGUUGCUUAUCCAUAUGACUUGCACAAUGAAUAUUUUAUGUGGCCAUUGUGCACUAGAUCCUCAGGUGGCCCUGGCCAAAUGGCAUUGUUGGAAGGAGCAAAGUCAUCAGCAGAAUUCUAUGUGUUUGUAGGAGUAUUUGUGUUCCUAUAUUGUUUAGCAGCCUUAGUGUUAUAUCUGCUAUUUGAUGAACUCUAUCGGUCUAACACCAAUAUAGUAACUGCAGACUUUAUAAUUUCUGUUGUCGUUACCCUGUUCUGGUUGAUUGGAUCUUCAGCCUGGGCACAAGGAUUAGUGAAUUUGAAGUACUAUACUGACUUUGAUAAAUGUGGACAGUUUGAUGAGAUUGGAGCAGACUGUAAGGCUCCAAACCAGUGUGUGCAGACAAUUUUUCCCAAUUUUGCAAGCCUGAAUGUUUCUGUGAUUUUUGGGUUUCUGAAUAUGCUGGUGUGGGCAGGCAACUUAUGGUUCCUUUACAAGGAGACCCCAUGGUUCAAGGUCAGAUCAAAACCUCCUCAGGAACCUUCCACAGAUCCUCAGAGAAUAUAGAUUGUCUGUGUAUAACAGCAGACAUCUACUCCUUCUAAAAUGUAGAAUGGUGAAUUUGUUUUUUAAAAAAGUUUUACAAGUUUGGAAAUGGUUGAAAGCUACUCUUAUAGUCCCGAUAGUAGUAUAAUUAGUUUGGAUAUUUAUCUGUAUAAUCUAUGUUAAUGUACUGAUUGAAGUUCUACUGUAGAUUGCUUUCAGAAGCUUUUGGUGGAAAGAAAAUUCAUACCAAAGUUUCCAAUAAGAGUUUUCAAAAAUGACUGACAUUUUCGUACCAUAGCAUCAAAA
Mytilus californianus (California mussel) is the source of this 1055-nucleotide messenger RNA. RefSeq names its product synaptophysin-like. Gene Ontology annotation, cellular component: synaptic vesicle; synaptic vesicle membrane. The coding region runs from base 30 to 770 and encodes 246 amino acids. The record is from RefSeq and is a predicted model, not a curated record. The transcript has 6 exons. NCBI's taxonomy places the organism in Eukaryota, Metazoa, Mollusca, Bivalvia, Mytilida, Mytilidae.